This is a messenger RNA of Eurypyga helias (sunbittern), 516 nucleotides long. RefSeq names its product caveolin 3 (gene CAV3). Gene Ontology annotation, biological process: regulation of membrane depolarization during cardiac muscle cell action potential; caveola assembly. Gene Ontology annotation, cellular component: caveola. Gene Ontology annotation, molecular function: transmembrane transporter binding; molecular adaptor activity; connexin binding. The record is from RefSeq and is a predicted model, not a curated record. The transcript has 2 exons. Bases 34 to 489 code for a protein of 151 amino acids. Lineage: Eukaryota; Metazoa; Chordata; Aves; Eurypygiformes; Eurypygidae.
CCCUGCUCCGCAAGCACCCGCAGCCGUGCGGCCAUGGCAGAGGAACAGACCGAACUGGAGGAGAGGAUCAUCAUCAAGGACCAGCACACUAAGGAGAUCGACCUGGUGAACAGAGACCCAAAGCACAUAAAUGAGGACGUUGUGAAGGUGGAUUUUGAGGAUGUGAUAGCUGAGCCUGUGGGAACAUACAGCUUUGACGGAGUCUGGAAAACCAGCUACACCACCUUCACCGUCAGCAAGUACUGGUGCUACCGGCUGCUCUCUGCCAUCCUGGGCAUCCCCCUGGCAGUCCUCUGGGGCUUCAUCUUUGCCCUCAUCUCCUUCUGCCACAUCUGGGCAGUGGUGCCCUGCAUCAAGAGCUACCUGAUAGAGAUUCAGUGCAUCAGCCGAAUAUACUCCCUCUGCAUCCACACCUUCUGUGACCCACUCUUUGAGGCUCUCUCCAAGAUGUGCAGCAACAUCAGAGUUGCUCUCCGGAAGGAGUUCUAGGGCCCUACAGCCACCCCAUCCAGCCCU